Molecule: messenger RNA, 918 nt
Organism: Coprinopsis cinerea okayama7#130
Lineage: Eukaryota; Fungi; Basidiomycota; Agaricomycetes; Agaricales; Psathyrellaceae
Exons: 1
Coding region: 1-918 (305 amino acids)
Source: RefSeq, a predicted model, not a curated record
AUGCCUCAUCCAGCAAUGCUUGCGUCGCAGCCGGUCCCGGUGGCAACACAGUUCACUCAGAUCAAAGAGGAAGCGCAUGAACAUGCCCUCCCCAAACCGCCUACUCGAGGAGUGUCUCGACCAAAUGCUGCUCCGAAGAAGAAAAACAACAAAAGGAUAAUGGACUCUGGACGCAUACAGGGAUUCAUGCAUUACCAGCCUGGUGCCAAGAAGUAUGGCCGAGCUUACCACCUCCGGGAACGAGUAUCUGAACCAGAUCAAUCCGCUGCAAAGUACAGCUAUGAAGUACCCGGCAGCGGGUACGGCUAUGGGAUGGCCAACCCCUACAGCUGGAAUCUAUACGCUCCUUGGUACACACCUGUGCUUGGAGCUCGAGGGUGGACAGAUCCAAGCUGUCCCCCCGGGUGUGCCAUCCCCCCACCUCCUGCAUCACUCCGGAGACUUUCGGCGGGCGACUCAAGCUCUCUGGAUGACCUUCGAGGUCAAUCCGAUACGAAUAUGGUGUCGAUUCAGAAGGAGCUAGGCUUGCAUUACGACUAUGAAUCACUCGAUCCGAAAGUUCGACCGCUGGGCUUGCUUAUGGAGCGCUGCUCGAGUUCCAUUAACGCCAAAUCAGAUGCUCUGGUAAACCAAGACCUCGACUACGAAGCUCUCUCAGCCGGCUCGGAGUCACCGCGUUCUUCCAACGGUGCAGGACAGCAACCCGAUGAUAGCAUCGAUGACGAAAACUCGCCACCAUCCGAAACUGUAGUCUCAAAUUCGGACUGGGAUGGCGCUACGGCUUGCGACCUUAUGGAAUUAGAUGAUCGGAAUGAGCAAGAAGAUAGACACGCCGACGAGAACUCUGCAUGUACCAGCAUGGAUGGACGUGCUGGAGGGUGGAGACUACUUUCCAGCGAGUGUCCACCGAGUAACUGA